UAUCUCCAAAAUCAUCCCCUCUCUCUCUCUCUCUAGAAACUUUUCUAGAGAGAGAAAAGGAAAAAAAAAUAAUAAUAAAUGAGACCAUCGAAUCAAAAUUGAAAAUAAGCACCACUACGCGUAAUUAUUUUUCUUUCCUCUUUCGGGAAACCCUAGCUUUCUCUCACCGAGUCUGUAUAUCUUUCUCCUUUGAUUCCUAUUCCAUAAUUCUCCAAACACUUGUCAAUUAGGUUAUGGCCGGUCCGGAGAAGGCGGAUCCCGAGUUAAACGCCGAGUCAACCUGGGAACUCGGUUGCCCUGACGCCGCCAGUCACGAUUACUUCUUCGCGAGCGAUUAUCGAGAGAGCACCAUACUCAGCGAGUUCGGCUGGAAUAUUCCGGUGGCCGAUUCCAGCGGCGUAUGUGGCUGCGACGGUGGUUUUGUAAUUGGUUCGGAUCUGAUCGAACACGAUUUGGCCGAUUCGUCAGCUCAUCGGAGCAGUACUGUGGCGGACGCUUCAAUUUUGGCUUCUCCGUCUAAUCAGUCGCUGUCAUCGAGCUCCUCUCACGAGGAUCCGCCGGAGAAAUCGAUAACCACCAGUGUUUCAUCCGCCGCCGCCGCCAAUUCGCCGUCGGACACAGCGACUAAGAGUAGCAAAACAACAACGGGUCAAAAACGAAUCCAACAGCCGCGUUUUGCAUUCGUCACCAAAAGUGAAGUUGAUCUUCUUGAAGAUGGCUAUCGAUGGCGAAAGUAUGGACAAAAAGCUGUCAAAAAUAGCCCAUUUCCAAGGAGUUAUUACCGGUGUACAAACAGCAAAUGCACGGUGAAAAAGAGAAUCGAAAGAUCAUCGGACGAUCCCUCGGUAGUGAUAACUACAUACGAAGGACAACACUGUCACCACUCAACUGGAUCAUACCGUACCACUCUGCAGGAUAAUAUUCCAUUUUCAAGAUUCCUAUUAAGCCCUUCAAAUAAUCCUCAGGUGUUACAUGAUUCUAUGCCCAUCGCACAAUCUCCGCCAAGUGUUCAGGGCCACCACCACACCGCCGCCGGACAAGAGCCGCCGCCACCUCUUGGACUACUCGGCGAUAUCGUGCGGCCACCUGGAAUGCGAAAUGGAUAGCAUAUAUAUACAUGCAUGCAUCCAUAUACAUUUAUCUAUUUCAUUAUUCAGCAUGAAUUUUCAUUAUUGUAUAUAUAGAUAUAUAUGGAGUUCUGUUUCCGUGAUUAUUUACAAGAAAUGGGCUUUGUAAAUGUUGUGUAGAUUUUUUUCGAUCAUUGAAAUAAAUGGAAAUUUUGAAAUGAAA
Molecule: messenger RNA, 1290 nt
Organism: Erythranthe guttata (spotted monkey flower)
Lineage: Eukaryota; Viridiplantae; Streptophyta; Magnoliopsida; Lamiales; Phrymaceae
Biological process (GO): regulation of DNA-templated transcription
Molecular function (GO): sequence-specific DNA binding; DNA-binding transcription factor activity
Source: RefSeq, a predicted model, not a curated record